Saccostrea cuccullata (small rock oyster) is the source of this 1552-nucleotide messenger RNA. Its product is annotated as SRRM2 protein homolog rsr-2-like. Bases 26 to 1357 code for a protein of 443 amino acids. The record is from RefSeq and is a predicted model, not a curated record. NCBI's taxonomy places the organism in Eukaryota, Metazoa, Mollusca, Bivalvia, Ostreida, Ostreidae. The transcript has 11 exons.
UAUAUGGGUGAAAGGCACUAGCGUAAUGUGGCCUAAAGGAAUUAAUGUCCUGAAGGCCAUGAAAGAAAUGAGGGAACCUGAUGACAGUUGGAUAAAGUUUGACCUUGUCAAACUAAAGUUCUCAUCAGCAAAGAAAAGGGAAUGUGAGGAGUAUAAUCUAACGACAACUGCAGAGUUUUCUUCUAGUGAGGAAGAUGAACCAGCUAGGCGUCAAAGGAAAAAGAAGAAAUAUGAUGACUUUGUGACAGGAUCAGGCAUCGAACAGACAAGCAGAAGUACACAUGAAGAAAGUCAAACUCAGAAGAAAACCCAUAACUCAGGUUCACGAGGACUUGGUCUUUCAAGACCACCACAACAACCACCCAAGAAAAGAUUUACUUCUGAGUUGUCAGCAGAUGUUGAUAGUGGUAAAUCAUCUAAAGAUUCUAGAGCCUCUUCUGCUGAACCAAUGAGGCAGAAGAAAACCACUGUGACCAGUCUUCCAACAUUACGGCGAUCUCCAAGGAAGCAAGUGGAGCCAAGGAGGGUACAGCAGCCAAGCGAACCACACGAGUCUUUGUCACAGGCUGCUCGAAGGACAGCACCAAGCCAUCAAGAGAGCUCUCCCGAGAACUCGGAUAUGGAGGCAGAAACACACCUACCUCAAUUACAGAGGCAGAAGAAAACCACUGUGACCAGUCUUUCAACAUUACGGAGAUCUCCAAGGAAGCAAGUGGAGACAAGGAAGGUACAGCAGCCAAGCGAACCACACGGAUCUUUGUCACAGGCUGCUCGAAGGACAGCACCAAGCCAUCAAGAGAGCUCUCCUGAGAACUCGGAUAUGGAGGCAGAGACACACCUACCUCAAUUACAGAGUCCACCAACAUCCAGUAAAAGAACUGGUGGAUACCCCAUGUCAACUGAGAGAUUCCAGAGAAGAGUUAUUCAACUGUUGGUGGAGAUUCGCGACAAUGUGCGACAAGGGCAUGUGGGUGGAAGAUCGGUAGAGGACCUGGGCACGUUUGUCGUCAGAGAGUAUGAUACUCUUGAGGAUUUCCUCCUCUUUGAUGACUCUCUGAUGGAGACGGAACUACAGAGUAAAAUGAAAGCUCUAAUGAGGAAAGUUGGAGGGGCGACUGUUGGAGACCAUGUGAAAAACGCCAUGAAAAAAUGCCUGACAAAUGGUUUAAUGGCGAAAAUGAAUAUGCAAGGAAAAAAGGGAAAAUUUGCAUUUGUGUCAACAACUCUGUGCAAAUUGAUCAAAGAGAGCAUCCUUCAGAGCCACCAAGAUGCCACGGAGGCAAAGGUUUACGAGGAGAUGAGUCGGUUUUUAAAGUAUGCCCCAGGACGGAUAGGAGGAGGAGGAAGACCAAAAUAGUAAUGUUGCCAAACCAGAAAGAAAUUAAAAGGAUUUGAUGGGGGAGAGACUCUUCCAUGAACUUUAAUAUGGACUGUAUAAAUAUAAUAUUUCCAUAAAUAUUUAAAUUUUGUAUAUUUGUAGUAUUUUUAAAAUUAUGUUCCAUUAAUCAAUCUUCAAGGUCCAUGUACAUAUAAGUUUAUUUUACCUAUGUCU